AUGGCCCAGGACUCUAGAUACCAAAUGUUUCUGCUCGCGCUGCUUGUCAUGCUCGUGGAUCGGAGCAGAGCCGCGCCAGCUCUGGGUGCAUACCACGAGCCGGAGACUAGAGGCGCCCGUCUUCUCGACCACUUCAAUCAUCGCUAUCCGGACGGCAGCUACGAGUUCCGCUUCGAGCUGGACGAUGGCACGGCACGCUACGAGCGCGGCUACUUCGCCGUCAUCAACGAGGUGAAGACGCUGAUGGUCGUCGGCUACUACUCCUAUCGCAUGCCCGAUGGCCGCUACAUCACCGUCUUCUACAAUGCGGAUCAGUUUGGCUACAGGCAGAAUCAAUCCAUCACACCUGAGGUCUAUCCCAAUUUGCCGCGUUCCAUUGAGGUGCCCAUGCUGAAGGAGUCAAACGAGGUGCGACAGCAGACGACAGCGCAGCCGCCAUUCCGACAGCCCAGCUCCACCUCAAGCACCUCCAGCACCUACAGCAACAGCGGCAACUACGUCAGCUCCUUGCCCAAAGCGACGUCGUUGCCAACUCGCCGGGGCCGCUUCUGA
Molecule: messenger RNA, 552 nt
Organism: Drosophila hydei
Lineage: Eukaryota; Metazoa; Arthropoda; Insecta; Diptera; Drosophilidae
Gene: Cpr12A
Product: larval cuticle protein 16/17
Exons: 2
Coding region: 1-552 (183 amino acids)
Cellular component (GO): chitin-based extracellular matrix
Molecular function (GO): structural constituent of chitin-based larval cuticle
Source: RefSeq, a predicted model, not a curated record